UUGCUCAGGAAUCCUCUGGAAUCACAUGGAGAAGCCAUCAAAGUCCCCUUAACUCACGGUAGUCCCUCCUCUGAGGAGGGGAUGUUGAUAGUGGCUCUGAAUCGUCUCGGAUUCAGAAAAACGACUCACAGUAACUACAACAUAUUUUUACCCUGUCCGUUGGGAACAUUUUCAAACUAUACCUUGUUGACUUUAGAACCAAAUGUGGAAAUAUGCAUAGAUUGUCCUCCAGGUAUGUUGUACUUGAUUCCAGAGAGAAUAAUCGAGACUGCUGGAAUUCCGAAAAAAGGUUUCUUUAUUAACUCGGCAGUCUGGGCCAUGAUGAUAUGCAAUUCUCCCCAUGGCCUGACAUCAUUUUAGAGUGUCUUAACGCAGCUAGCCUUCAAAACUGACUCAGCCCAAAUGUAGGCACCCAAAAGUAAUUGAAAAUACAAGUAUUUAUUAUACUAAUAUCUUGUUAAAAGAAGGGAACUAACAUAUAUUUAUAGACUGACAAGUAGGGUCAGAUAUGUUAUGCUCGAAAAUUUGGGAUUUAUGCUUCUGAGCGUCACACCUUAAAACAUAUCAUUAUGCCCAAAAAUUUGCUGAUGAUUUUGCAUUAUACUCCAUUUAUUAACUAAAGGUAAGGGUGUUUUAGAACUCUUCAAAAAAAAAAGUCAAAGAGUAGUGCAAUCAUUAUAAGUGUGGUAGAAACGCAAUUUAACGCGUCUGUGCUCAAGACUUUUAGUCAUUAUGCUCGAUGCCGUGACUUUAGCAUUAUGCCCGAAAUUAUACCGGCGUAAAAGUUUAUCUGAGCCUACGUCCCGGCAAACAUCGCAAAAUGCCAUUUACAUCUAAUACCAAUUAAAUUUUUGACCUGGGAAUCUCUAAUAAAAUCAAAAUGAGAAAUGGGACGAGAUAUAGACAGAAAAAUGGAAAGACAGCAAAUAAACAACAACACAAAGAUGCUCACAUAACACGGCUGGUUUGCAAGAAAUGCUUUAGAAUUCAGACAAUAACUCAGAAGACAAUUGGACUCCUGACUCAGAUGAUGGACGUCAGAGCCAUGACUCUUCUGAUCUUCUCUUUUCAGGUGGCUUUUACUCCGAUAGCCUUGCUUUCGUAGGUAAAGGUUGUAAGAAAUGUCCAAACGGUUCUUACGUUGCAUAUGACAAGAAACCUGGAAAAUCAGUAUCAAAUUGCAAGUCGUGUCCUCAAGGUCAGCUCUAACUGCCGAUUUCUUACCUUUUCUUACCUAAGUUCUCUGAGGUAAACUUUAAAAGUUACAAAUUGUAGCCUUUCCGAGAUUUUGAAAUCGUCUCAAGCGUCAAAAGGCGGACAAGCUCAAAUAAGAGAUGAGCUUACGUAAAACCUUUUCACUUGCUACCCCAAUAUUUCUUCCUGAUAAAAGUUUACUGGGUUGGUGUAAGUCAUACACUAAUUCGAUGAUAACUGGGUGAGAUAACGCUCCAAUCAAAGCCAGUUCUAUCAUGAGAAUGUGUAAACUACCCGCUGACGAUCAAAUGUUCGUAAGAUGUGGCUCAAAAAGGCCAAAAGGAAAAUUAAAAAAUCAAAGUUGACUAUAGAAUAUGGGGAGAAGGUGGGAUGAAAAGUUUAGCUUUAAGAAAUGACUUAAAGGUCGCAUAGUUUCGAAAGCCAUUUGGUUAUGAAUUUGUGUUACGUUGUGCCUUUAGUUCAACCCUUUACUAAGGUAAGCUCUCAAACGAGAACGAAAACAUAAACACUAAAGCAACCAUUUUACCUUUAAUAGGAACUGAGACUGACUAUUUUGCUGGAUACCGAGCUUGUCCAUGCUUGGAGGGUCAUUAUCGAACCCAUUUGUUCGAGGGAUGCCGCAAAUGUGGCAAAGAUGGAAUCGUUUGCCAAGAUGAAUAUGCCUCUUUGAAACCUGGUUAUUGGUGGCAGUGGCGAAACGAUUCUUACAAACUUCGUUAUCGAGAUUUUAUAAAAAAUCUCAAUGCAUCUUUACCAGCACUAGAUGAAAAUUCUGUGCAGUAUCCUUAUGCACUUCCAACACCGUACAGGUGCCAAGUACCAGAGUCCUGUGAGGGCGGAUUGGACUCAUUAUGUGCAGCUGGAUAUGAGGGACCAAUAUGCGCCGUAUGCAGCUCGGGAUACCAAAAGCAAUUCCACAGCUGCAAAAAAUGCCCAUCAAAAUCGUGGAUCGUGGGACAAUCGUCUCUUGUGGCUGCGAUUUUCCUAAUAACAUUUACCCUUUUGACAUGGAAAAGGAAAGCGAAGCUUGCAAUGGACCAUGGUCACAAUCUUAUGGACACAUUCUUAUCCAAACUUAAGAUUUUAAUCGGUUUUUACCAAGUCACUCACGGCUUACUGGGCGUUUUCUCCUAUAUCAGCUGGCCAAGUUCGUUAAAAGGUGUUGCAAAGUACUCAGAAGUGCUACAGCUAAAUUUGCUUGAUAUAGCUCCUGCUCACUGCCUUUUUCCAGGAUUUCGCGCGAAUGCAUUUGGAGACUUGUUUGUGAUCUUGUCAAUUAAUGCAAUCGCCAUUGGCGCUUCUGGUGUGUUCUACGGUAUUCGUAAGAGAAUCAUCUUACAAAAUAAAAGCCUGGAGGACGAAGAAAAACCAGCCAAGAUCUCAGAGAUGAAAGAAGUCGUGUACAAAAAUGUCUUCUUUGUCCUCUAUGUGACUUACCUGAGUACGUUCUCCAAGACAGCCAGCGUUUUACAACUUGCUUGUCGUAAAGUCUGCAGAGACAAAAAUGAAGAGUUGUGCAACGAGUACCUCAAAGCAGACUACAGCGUGAAAUGCCAAGGCUCGACAUAUAACCACCUGCUAAUUGUUGCAUACAUUUCCACUGCGUACAUCUUAACUCUACCCGUUGCUUCAUUCAUCGCCCUUUGGAGGUAUCGGCGAGCAAUAUCAACCGCGGCAGACGGUGACGGUUCAGGCGUUGGCACGGAACUUGUUGAAGGACUACGAUUUCUUUUCGAAAACUACAAACCACAUACGUGGUACUGGGAGCUGAUUGAAAUGUCUCGAAAAGUGAUUUUAACAUCUGGCCUUAUUCUUGUGGGUCAUGAAAGCAGGUCCUACAUUGGUCUGGCAUGGGUCGUGGCUGGUGUGUAUGGAAUUCAUUUCUCCUGGAUGAGACCUAUACAGGACCCAUUCGAAAACAGGUUGAUGACGACCUCCAUUGCAGUUACAGUUGUCAACUUGGGUAUCGGUGCUGUGAGCAAAAUUCCAGCAGAGAAUAUAUCUGACGCAGUGGAUAAAGACAUGGAUGCUUUAACAAUGAAGAUACUGAUUCUUGGUGCAAAUACUCUUGUAAUUUGCCUUCUUGUUGGUAAGUACUGAUAAAUUGUUGUUGAAAAAUUUGAGCAAAAUACUUAAAUCAAGCUGACUCUUGCUUCUUGCUUUUUCAAACCUGCACAUGGACGCUAAAUUUGCCAUUCACGACUAUGCUUUCCGAUCAAAGUAUUUCGACACGCUUGGAAUUAUCAGUAUGUGUUCUUUUGUAUUUGGCUUUGCGAGGAAAGUUAUGAACGGAAGAUAUAUAAUUAACUUUAUAGGGUUAAAUUUAUGCUAACGCAAGGAGUAAGCCUUGCUUCGUUCUAAUAUCUUAAAUAACUUCUUAAAAUGUAAACUGGAACAGUCUGAAAUUAUUGAUGGCUUUAAUCUGAUAGGAAUUCUGUGCAGAAAUCACACGAUAGGUUACUUUAGUGCUUCAUAUUAAAAAAAAAAUUAUUUUUGCUGUUGGCAAGAAUGAUCUGUUGGCAGAAGGAGAAGCGGGGAAAGGGAAAACGCCAUUAAUUGCCUGCUAAUUUUUUUGGCUCACACGAGGAGAUUUAGCAGUUUAGAGAGUGAUUAUUUGUAUACCCUAAUAUUUUGGGGGUGGAUUGACCUAUGGGACGUGAAUUACUUCGGUGAAAUGCUGCUGAGCUGAAAAACCUUUAUUACCAGAAAAAAAAAUUGCCAGAAAAACUUCUUAUGAUUUGAAUUUUAUUUUCUUUACUAUCAGUUCAAUACUUUGUGUACUUACAUCAGUAUUUAAAAGAGUGGCGUAAGAACCCGCAGUGGUCCUUUUCCUGUUGCUUGGCGUUGGUUCUUCCUCUCAAUGAUUUGCAAGGGGAAAUUCGCGGUAUGGUCGGAAAGAACAUGCUUAAAGCACAGCUUCAAACAGGUAUGAUGGGAAAACCUUCCAUUAGUGCCUGCGCAAAAGAGAGUGGAGCAAUGAGUUUCAAUCUAUCUCGAGGAGACGUCGAUAGAGAUGAUGCAAAUACGACAGAAUUCCGUGAGCUACACUUGAAGAAAAACAAACACCGUCAGAACCACCGAACAAUCAAGUACGACCUUGGUACACAGACAGAGGUCACUAUGCCGUCAUAUGUUGCUACCCAUUGGUUUCUAGCGCGAGCAGAUAUCUCUGUGAGGACAUUGAAUAUUUAA
Pocillopora meandrina is the source of this 4407-nucleotide messenger RNA. Lineage: Eukaryota; Metazoa; Cnidaria; Anthozoa; Scleractinia; Pocilloporidae. The record is from the annotation of a GenBank genome assembly.